Gadus chalcogrammus (walleye pollock) is the source of this 828-nucleotide messenger RNA. It is a transcript of the gene cldn23l, whose product is annotated as claudin 23-like. Gene Ontology annotation, molecular function: structural molecule activity. NCBI's taxonomy places the organism in Eukaryota, Metazoa, Chordata, Actinopteri, Gadiformes, Gadidae. Gene Ontology annotation, biological process: cell adhesion; bicellular tight junction assembly. The coding region runs from base 1 to 786 and encodes 261 amino acids. The transcript has a single exon. Gene Ontology annotation, cellular component: plasma membrane; bicellular tight junction. The record is from RefSeq and is a predicted model, not a curated record.
AUGCACACCCCAGCCACCAUGGUGAUGGGGAUCGUGUUCGCCCCGCUCGGGCUGGUCCUGGUCCUCACCGCCUCCAUCACGCCCCAGUGGAGGGAGGGACAAGCCCGCCUGGGCCUGACGGGGCCGGGCUCCCCGCCCCGCUCCAAGGCGCGGGGCGGCGGGGGCCCCCCGGGGCCCCUGGCGGCCGUGGAGACGCUGCUCCUGCUGCGCUCCGACGGCCUGUGGGAGAGCUGCCUGCAGGUGGUCCAGUCGGAGCUGAAGCAGUGCUGGCCCGUCACGGGGGCCUACCGGCGGGACCCCCGGCUGAGGCUGGCCCGAGGCCUGGUGCUGAGCUCCUUGUUCCUGUGCGGCACGGGCAUCGUGCUGGCCGGCGUCGGCGUGCGCUGCUGGAGCGACGUGCCCCUGAGGGGCGUGGCCGCCCUGGGGGGCUUCCUGGUGGUGCUGGCGGGGCUGCUGAGUCUGACCGCGCUGGGGGUCUACACACACAACCUGGGGAGGCUGGGCGUGGAUAACCCCGGGGAGGGCCCCGGGAGCGGCGGCGGCGGCGGCGGCGGGGGGGCCCCGCGCUACCCUCACCUCACCCUGCGCCCGGCCGGGUCGCUGUACUUCGGGUGGCUGGGCUCCUGCAUCCAGGUGCUCGGGGGGGGCGCCUUACUGCUGAGCUUCAAGAGGCCCUGGUGCCCGGCGACGCAGGCCUGCCCCGAGCUGCCCGCCUGCCCCGCCUGCCGGUCCUGCCCCGAGCUCAGCAGCAGUCCGGAGACGGAGGUGUAUGAGAUGAGCUGCUAGGGAGGACCAGCGCGGCCGGGGCAUAACGUCCUCUAACAGGGG